CUUGCCUUGAUAAGGGAGGCCUCGUAUUCCGAGACGACGCCGGCGGCGCCGACGAAGACGAAAAGCUAGACGAUCCUUGGGCGGAGGAAGCGGGCGGACGAGGGCGAGCGAGCGCCAUGGGAAUCGCCGGUAAUCUCACACCCGAGCAGCUCGACUUCUUCAACACCAACGGGUACUUGGUUCUCGAAUCGUUCUCAAGCCCGGAAGAGGUCAGAGAGAUGAGGGAUCGGAUGGCGGAGUUGUUGGACGGGUUCGACGGCUCCAUUGCGUCCAUCUUCUCCACGAAGAACCAGCAGCAGCACACGGACGAUUACUUCUUCGAGAGCGCCGAAAAGAUCUCCUUCUUCUUUGAGGAGAAGGCAUUUGGAGAAGAUGGGCAUUUAAAACAACCAAAGGAGCUCUCUAUAAAUAAAGUUGGCCAUGCUCUACAUGAAAUAGAUCCUAUCUUCAAAAAGUUUACAUCCUCAGAUAAAAUCUCAGGCAUGCUUUACUCAUUGGAUUACAAGAGACCUGUAGUUAUACAAUCCAUGUACAUCUUUAAGCAACCAGGCAUUGGCGGAGAAGUAGUACCACACCAGGAUAAUUCAUUCCUCUAUACAGAGCCUCCAUCAUGCACAGGACUGUGGCUGGCGCUAGAGGAUGCAACUAUCACUAAUGGUUGUCUCUGGGCUAUCCCUCGCUCACAUAAGAAUGGUCUAAGGCGGAGGUUUAUUAGAGACGAGAAUGGGGUCCACUUCGAUCAUCCUUCACCAUCCUAUGAUGACAAGGAAUUUGUACCAGUGGAAGUAAAAGAAGGCUCUCUAGUAGUUAUACAUGGUGAUCUUAUACACCAAAGUUUUGAGAACAAGUCUCCCAAUUCAAGGCAUGCCUUGAGCUUGCAUGUGGUGGACACAGAUGGACAUGUUUGGGCCAAGGACAAUUGGAUUCAAAGAAAAGUCGAACCUGAGCCUCUCUACGCCUGUCGAUGUUAAGGGGUAAAGCACAGCACAGAGAAUGUUUCACACUUUUCUACUCCAGUGGCAGUUGUAUAAACACAGAAAUCAUAGUGCUGCUAUAUAUGCUUUCAUGGUUGUCGUAAUAAUGUGGUUAUCUGCCUGAAACUUUCUUCUGUAAAAUGAACUUUCUUUUUAUUGGAAUGCAAACAAGAUAUGGACAUGAGGAUUUAUUGGGUAA
Molecule: messenger RNA, 1173 nt
Organism: Musa acuminata subsp. malaccensis (wild Malaysian banana)
Lineage: Eukaryota; Viridiplantae; Streptophyta; Magnoliopsida; Zingiberales; Musaceae
Product: phytanoyl-CoA dioxygenase 1
Molecular function (GO): phytanoyl-CoA dioxygenase activity
Source: RefSeq, a predicted model, not a curated record